AUGGCAGCGCUGAGACAGGAGCAUCGGUAUGGGCUCUCCUGUGGCAAAAUCAACAAAAACACCCCGAAUAAAACUCUGUAUCACGUCAAACUCACCGACACUGCCAUCCGGACCCUCGAAGCCUACCAGAACCUGAAGGCAUCACUAUCAAAUCAGCCAGCGAUUUGCUUCAAGGAGAGCCAGGGGUACGUAAAGAUCCCAGCGCCGACCCCUGAGUCUCCUGAUGGAUUCAGAGUCUUCUCGUUCUACCUAUCCAGUGACAGCAAAGACAAGCCUCAGUCCAGCUUCGACUGCAUUCACCAGUAUGUCUCAGGGGAGGGCAGGGAUCAACUGGAGGGCCAAGGCAGCAUUCAGGACAAGAUCACAGUUUGUGCCACAGACGACUCCUACCAGACGACCCGGGAGCGCAUGUCUCAGGUGGAGAAAGACAUCUGGAGCCGCUCAGCAAUUGAGAUCAAGCCGGGGCCAAGUAAGUGCGUGAAGGUCCAGAGGAAGCAGGGUCUGGUAUCAGGCCCAGAUAGCAGCAACAAACACUCCCCCAGCAACAAGAGGAGCCUGGUUCCUAGCCCUGUGGCACACCGGCCCUUGAGGGAUCGCAUCAUUCAUCUCCUGGCCUUAAAGCCCUACAGGAAACCUGAGCUGCUACUGUGGUUGGAAAGGGAGCGGGCCAGUCCAAAGGACAAGGCUGACCUGACCCCAGUACUGGAUGAGUUGAAACGCCCGUUCCACUCACCCCCAACAAACUGUCAGACCCCCAAAAAACAAAGACUAUUAGACCAGUGUUUGCCUCUGCAGUCGCCCUCAUAUGGAGACUACAGGACCAAUGGGGCUCAUAGCUCCUCCAGUCAUAGAAACUCUAGUGUACAGAUCAAACUGGAGUUUGACAAAACCAACAAUCAUCUACAGGGGAGCCCAAAUCGCCUGUACUCGCCACACAAACUCAGCGGGUCAACAACUAUUCCCAAACUGGAGAGGACAGAGCCAGCUCCGACUGCACCCAGCCCUAAGCCCCCACACACCGACGCCUCCAUUUGCACUGAGCAGCAGUUCACCAAUGGCCAACAUAAAAAGAAGAGGUCCAAAAAGCACAAGGAGAAGGAACGGGAGCGCUUAAAACCAGACUGGAUUGAGACCAGUCCAGACCUGAAGCAGAACCAAGAUAAUCUCAAAGACCAUGAGGGAGAGAAAAUACCUGUUAAUCGAACCUCAGCAGAGGAACUGCCUGAUUAUUUAAUAAAAUACAUCACCAUCACAGCACUGGAGCAGCGCGAGCAGUAUAAAGACGACUUCUGUGCCGAGUACGAUGAAUACAGAGCUCUUCAUGACCGGAUUGGGGCUAUCACAGAGAUGUUUGUUCAGUUGGGCUCAAAGAUCAACACCCUCUCCCCGGGAACACAAGAGUACAAGCUAAUGGAGGACCAAAUACUACAGAAGUACCGAAAGUAUAAGAAAAAGUUUCCUGGUUAUCGGGAAGAGAAGAAGCGAUGCGAGUACCUCCAUCAGAAACUGUCGCAUAUCAAAGGCCUGAUCACAGAUUAUGACCAAGCACAGGGACUCUCCUACUAACUGGCCUCCGCCCUUAGCAGGGCAUAAUAUGACUGGACCAAAAGACUCCUUACGGACCCAAAGACUGCUCAGCUGGGUCCUGGAGCUGCUGAGACACUAUUCACUUUACUCCUCUGAGUGUUAACGGAAUCGAGUAGCGAGGUUCUUUUUUCAAAAGUGGGCUGAGACCACGACUCGUGAUCAAAUGUUGCCCUUUAACAUUAUGGUUUUCAACUAUGAUUAUCGCUGUAAUGGCUGGAUUUUGUUCUGCUGUAAAAUGGUCAGACGACCCAGUGAAAGCCAAAUCCAUUUUUCUGAAAUGUAAAACAGAUGUGAUCCUUCCUGCUUAAUAGUAUUUUUAUUCUGUCUUUUAUCUUGUCAGAACUAAAAGGCGCUGAUUUAUAAAAAGUAUUAAAUUGAUGGUACAAUCAAUCUUAGGGGGAAACAAAUGCCACUAAAGUCUUUAUAUUUAACAUACAGAGGAAUUUGUUUAUUUGCUGAUAGAAAGUCAGAUAUUGACAUAACACAUUCAAUCACAUCAAUGAUUCAUUGGUGAUAGCGAUAAGAGUACAUAAUGACAAUGAUAUGGUCAUGCCAUGAAUAGUCUAACAAAAUGUAUCAUCCACUCAAAACCUAUAUUUCUGCGGGACUAAGACCCUACAACGGUUAUCUAAAUGAAAUGAUCCCACAAUGAAGUUUAAAGCAUAACAUGCAGAGCUGUUUCACAGUGUGCUGUAGAAUAUGCGGUCAGGACCAGUUUCUUUGUGCUUUGAUAAGAAGGAAUUUUACCCUGCAGCUUUUAUACCAGCGUCCGGUUUCAUUUCUAAGAAAUGUUGGAAUGCCACAAAACAACUCCUCCCAGUACCAUCAGGCUGGUGCGUGUGCACAUUUAGUGUUAAUUUCACCCACAUGUAGCCUACCAUGAACUGCCUUUUCAUUAUCAACUAACACAUCUCUCUAGUCUUCUGGCUGCAGGUUUGUUUACUGAUUCACAGUGCACACCGUGUUCUGUAGACGAUUGACUACAAGUGGCUCUGUGAAGUAUAACUUUUCACUUUACAUGCAGUUUUAAAAGCUUACGGGGUAUUUAUCCUUGUAAUCAAGCUUGUCCAAACAUUUUGAUUUACCAUGAUUUUGCCUUGGUUGAAGUCUUGAUGAUGUUUCACAUAGUAUUUCGUUGAAUAACAGUAAUUCACUUUAGUGAAGCUUACACUUUGAUGUUAUUCUGCUGGAUGUGAUAGAGAGCUUUUCCUAAAUUGGACUGUGUAAUUUUUAGCCCCAUGGGGAGAAUGACACUGUGGGUCAGUCACUCAGUUUUAACCACUUCGGUUUGUACCAAGGCAGGUACAUCUGAAUACCUGUAACCUAUAAUUUUAUUUCUCCUUAAUUAGCUGUGGCCUGAAGUAGGAAAUAGUGAUCAGAUUUCAGUGUUUUCUGGACAUUUGCAUCAAUGUAGCUGUACUCACAACUAUUGUCUUAAUGAUGGCUUAAAAUGAGCGGAUGAAGCUAAUAUUUGCCUUAACAUGUAUGUUCAGACAUUUCCAAGAUUACGCUCUCCCUGUCCUGAAAUGUUCUUAGCUUAACCUGCACAGUUCAAAUGCAGACCAUUUCUGUAAAUGUCUUUUAGUUUGAGGGAAAGUUCAGUUACUGGAUACUCGUUGCGCAACAGUUGUCUUAUCUGUGUUGUUCUUGGGGUUUUCGCCCCUCCCCCAUGUACGUCUUAAUAAUUUUCUGUUUUAGCUUCAUUUGUCAAGAUAAUCAUGAACUUUAAAGGAAUUGAAUUCAUUGUCCAAUCCUAUCAAGCACCACUAUCAAAGAAUCAUUGCAGAAAUCUUUACAAAAUAGUGUGCUUUGCUUCUCUUGAUUUCUCAGUGCAAAUACUCAGUGGGCUUACGGUCACAGCUGCUCUUUUGUGUACGUUAAAUCUAAGUUUUUUUCCACUUGGUGUUCUGGGAUGUUUGAAGGAUUUGAGAUUAGCAACAGUUGCUCUGUCUUGGCACAUAUGAACGUUUCCAAGAAAGGAAUAUUUAUCAGCACUGACUAAUGGGGCCCACACAGUGUUUUAAGCAUUAAAUAUCAUGAAAGCUAAAAAUGCUGGCUUCUUAAAGCUCCGGUACACCUACAGAAAUAUUUUCAGUAUACUUGCCGUUUGGACCAAACUUCACACUCUUGUGUGAUUCUUUUGUCAACAUGCAUUUGAAUGUGCUAAGCAAAUGUGUUACACAGCUCCACCCAACUUGAGAAAAUGUCUGAUCAGUCAAAAUAACUGAAAACAACGGUGUGCUUUGUUCUGGUACUGGAUCUGGAACUCAAUGAGGCGUGGUUCCAUUGUAUUUAAAGACAAGAGCACAAGGCCUGCUCAGAUAUACUUUGUUUUUCAACAAAUCUUUCAUUCAAAAAAAGAAAGGUACUGAAAUUUGUUUUUGAAUGAUGCGGGAUGGAAACAUCUGCAUAACACCAUUUAGACCAUGAGACCUUAAAAUAAUAACAAUUUACCUAACUAAUUCAAGUUAAGGGCUUCCCAUUUGCCACUAAAGUAGCGUUGGUCAAGUGUACAAUAUGUAAUCACCCCUGGGCAAAAAGUCUAAUCAUAGUAUGAAUGAAGAUAAUUGUACCAUUCAUAUUGACGUGUUGUUUUUGGGAAACCAGACCCUUGGUGAAAGGGGCUUCUCAAGUGCUAACUGUGAUGUUUUUACUGUUGCAGGAGUUAACUACUGAAGGUGCCUUUUUCAUUCAAAGAGCAGGGCCACUCUGCAUAAAACUGUCAUUGGUAUUUGGGGGAGGAAAAAAAAGAAGAAGAAAAAAAAAACUUGGGCCAGCAGUAUUCACGCAUCUGUAGUUUCACACUGUUGCCACUUUUCAAAGUGCUUUGUUCAUACUUACAAUAAGUUGAUAUCAGAUGCCUUGUAAAAUGUAUGAAGCCUAUUGGCACUGACAUGAUUUCAUAUUUAAACAGAACAUUUUUUCCCAGACAUGUAAUAAUAUAUAUAUAUGGCAUUUGUAAAUGCAAGGUUUUCCAGGACACUAAUUAAACUGCAUGUGGUGUUAGCUAACUGAAAGAAUGGCCUGGAUUUCGUUUUAAUUUCUAUUUCCAACCCAGCAAACUGUUUGGUGAAUUGGUUUGUUGGACCUGGAAAAACAAUGCCUCAAUGGAAAUGUGAAAUCAAACAUUUUGCCAAGUAUAAAUCACUGCAAUUCAUCUACCAAGGAGAACAACUUUCUUUAUUUAUUGCUCUUUUUUAAAAAAUGUGUUUGUCCUUUUAUGGGAUUCAUCUUUGCAUAGUUCAUUCUUUUCACAGCGAAACUCAAAAGUAUGGCGAAAGGGAAAUGGAAUAUAUUUUUUCAAUUUUUGAUGGUGGAUGCUUUAUCAUGUCAUCCUCUUGAGAAAAGCUUUCAGAAAACAAGUGUAUUGUUGUCUCAGUAUAAUUGAAAAAUAAAGCUCUUUUCAAUUCAA
Messenger RNA from Micropterus dolomieu (smallmouth bass), 4999 nucleotides. Its product is annotated as RNA polymerase II elongation factor ELL. Gene Ontology annotation, biological process: transcription elongation by RNA polymerase II; positive regulation of transcription elongation by RNA polymerase II; snRNA transcription by RNA polymerase II. The record is from RefSeq and is a predicted model, not a curated record. The transcript is spliced from 11 exons. NCBI's taxonomy places the organism in Eukaryota, Metazoa, Chordata, Actinopteri, Centrarchiformes, Centrarchidae. The coding region runs from base 1 to 1566 and encodes 521 amino acids. Gene Ontology annotation, cellular component: transcription elongation factor complex. Gene Ontology annotation, molecular function: cis-regulatory region sequence-specific DNA binding.